AUGCUCCUAAAACAUACCCGCGCCACGUCCCCCGUCUUGCCGGCCACAACUUCCAGACUGGCGGAGCUGGAUACGUCAAUUGCGUGGCUCGAUCACUGGCUCGAAACAACCAACGGCCCCGCAUCCGAUGCUCCUCCCGGGCUCCGUGGCGUCGCGCAGCGGGACCGCGUCGACAUGAGCGACCUACACGCUGAGAAAGAAGAGGAGCGGGACCUACUGGAUGCCGAGCUGUUCGACUCCACGAGCGACCACGAUGGAUACGCCACCGAGUCCGACGUCGAGAGAAAUGGCCAGUCCAGUGACGAUGAGAGUGGCUACGACGGUGACGACGACAGCGACGACGCGCAUGGUCAACUUCUGCUCGUUCGCCGGCUUGUCUCGCCGCCGCUCGAGCACAGUGAAUAUCGUGUCGUGAGCCCUCCACCAAUAUUCCUGCAAAAUCGAGCUCUAGCUCGCUCAAGUCCUGGACAGCUGUCACGUGUCCCCGAAUACAGCGGCCAAGCACCCGGAGACGACGAUGUUCGACAAGCAGCUCGUACAGUGGUAUCUACCGCUCCACACCCUCGAUACAACGUACCUUCGGGACGCGCCGACCACGUCGUAGCCCUAUUCACCACAAGCGGCUAUCGGGACGCAUCCGAGAAGGAGAACCAAAGGGGAAAGAAAAGAGCGCUAGAGGUCGAGGAAGUCAAGGAAGAGGUCGACGAAAAGCCCCGGAAGAGGCACGCCGCGAACAAGGAGAAUGUUGCCGCCAGGCCCAGGAAGCACGACGACGAUGACCAUGACCUUGAGAGCUGCAGGCCUCAGCGCAGCGCAGUCCGCCCAUCCUUCUGCCACCCGUCUCGCUAUGUGAAGAACCGCGACCGACUUCGCACGGCAGGUGCUGCCAAUGCGCCGACUGCCGCACCUGCCACGCCUGUUGCUCUGCCUACCCCUAUUCCAGCCGCGCCCGUUGCUGCGCCGAUUCCCGCGACCGCCGCACCAGCCGCACAGCCGGCUCAAGGUGCCUUCAUCAUUAUACCUCCUCCUCCCGCCGCACCAGCUCCGCCGGCUCCUACCUACCUCCCAUCAAUCGUCCAGGUACUCGCUGAUCUCCCUAACCAGCCGUACAACAUCGUGUUGCCUCCUAUCGUCGCACACCAGCCUCCGGUCAUCGCGAACCAGCCGGCGACAAUGCAGAACCUCAGGAUGCAGCUGGGCUUCAUCAUCAUGUAG
Molecule: messenger RNA, 1215 nt
Organism: Phanerochaete carnosa HHB-10118-sp
Lineage: Eukaryota; Fungi; Basidiomycota; Agaricomycetes; Polyporales; Phanerochaetaceae
Exons: 3
Coding region: 1-1215 (404 amino acids)
Source: RefSeq, a predicted model, not a curated record